CCGGCGGCGCGCGGCCCGCGCCGCCGCCGCGGCCGCGGCCGCGCCACACCGCCCCGACGCAAUGAAGCGCAUCCGCUGCAGCAUCCUGGCGGCCUGCCUCGUGGCCGCGCCGCCCGCGGCCCGCGGCUCGCGCCUGCGGCGCCGCGGCGAGGGCGCGGCCGUGAGGUCGCCCAAGGUGGACCACAGGGAGUAUCGGCACGUGGUCUUCGACAACGGUCUGUCCGUGCUCGCAGUCGAAGACGCGAAGGCCGCGAAGUCCGGAUUCGCGGUGGCCGUGUCGGCGGGCUCGUUCUACGACCCGCCAGAGUUGCCGGGGCUGGCGCACUUCUGCGAGCACCUUCUCUUUCUCGGGACGAGGAAGUACCCAGACGAAACCUCUUUCGACACGUUCUUGUCUCAGCACGAUGGCUCGAAUAAUGCGUACACGGAGCAGGAGAGGACGGUGUUCUACAAUGAGGUGAGCCAUACUGGUUUCGACGAGGGUUUGGAUCGUUUCGCGCAGUUCUUCAUAGCCCCGAUGUUCAAGCCAGAGCUGGUCGGUCGGGAGCUGGAGGCCGUGAACUCAGAGCACAUGAAGAACGUGCCAGACAUGGGCAGGCGGCUCUGGGAGCUGGCGCGAUCCACGGCCAGGAACGGGUCCGUCGUGGGCCGCUUCUACACUGGGACGACCGAGUCUCUGCACCAUGGGGACCAAAGCACGGUCGCGGCCCUCCACCGCUACCACUCCAAGAACUACUGCGCAAGGCGGAUGUCCCUCGUGGUCGUGUCGAACAGGUCUCUCGCCGACCAGCUGGCCCUCGCCCGCGAGCGCUUCGGCGCGGUGCCCGGCGACGGGUGCGACCCGGCCCCGCGCGACUUCGGGGCCGACGAUCGGCCGUAUCAGGAUGCCCAGUCUGUGGGCCGCAUGCUGAGGACCCACACGGACUCCGUGGCGCAGAUGUGGCUGUCGUUCCAUCUGCCUCCGAUCCUGCGGGAGUACAGGGCGCAGCCGGCCUCGAUGGUCCAGUACCUGCUGAACUACGGGGGGCCAGGGUCGCUGAAGAGCUGGCUGAAGGCGCAGGGCUGGGUCUCCGACCUGGAGCUCCAGGUGGACCAGAGUUCUGCCACGACGCUCCUGUACAUGAUGUUCACGCUGACGCCCAGCGGGGUGAACAAUACAGAGGCGAUCUCCUCCUCCGCCUUCGCCUACCUCUCGCAGCUUCGGGCGGGGGCUGCGGGCGCCAUCCGCAGCAUCUACCCCACCAUGGAGCAGCUGUCGCUGGUCACAUUCGACUACCAAGAGGCACCAGACAGCGUUAUGGACACGGUGUCUGCCCUCGCGGCAGCCAUGUCGCUGUAUGCGCCGUCGGACAUCCUUUCUGGCGACACCGUGGUAGACCAUAUUGAUGACAAGUUGAUUGGGGAUCUCGUAGCACGCCUGACACCAGACUCCGUCAACAUCGUCAUCGCGACCAGCGACUUCGACGAGAAGCAAGCCAAUCGCGUGAACGAGUUUUACUCGAUGAAGUACGCCGACCACCCUAUCCCCGAGAGGCUCAUGAAGGCUUUCAGGGCCGCGGUCUCAGGGGAGGGCGUCGCACUUCCACCCCCUCUCAGGUACGUGCCAACGCACCUGGCCGUCGUGGCCAGGACGGCCGGGAAGGUGCCGAAGGAGCUCGGCGGAGAGCGCAGUGCCGAGGUGUGGUGGCUCGGGCACGGUCGUUUCGACCUCCCGAAGGCUCAGGUUCGGCUGAAGGUCACAGUGCCCAAGGAGUCUUUCGGUACAGCGGAGUUCGUCGCGCUGCGCAAGCUGCACGUCGAGCUGAGCAGCAGGGUCCUGGAGGAGCUCACCGAGGAUUUCGUCAAUUGCGGCAUGAAUUGGGAGCUGAAGGACACCGGGGAGGGCUACCACCUUUCAAUGGACGGGUACAGCGAGUACCUGGCCACGCUCGCCAGCACCAUCUCUGGACGCAUGGCCGCCCCCGACGAUGGCGACGAGCACCGGUUCGCGCAGGCUAAGCAGAAGCUGCUCGACCAGCUGCGGGACACCACCUCGCAGAUGGCAUACGAGCACGCCAUGGACGCGCUCGCGGCCGUCUCCACGAGCAGCGUGUUCGGGCGCGAGGACGUCCUGGCGGCGCUGAAGGGCGUGACCCGCGAGUCGCUGGCCACGUACAUCCACGCGCUCCGUGCCCGGGGCCUCCGGCUGCAGGUGAUGACGACGGGCAACCUGGACGAGGCGGCCUCGCUGGGGCUCGCGCGCGCCUUUGCCAAGGAGCUCGGCGUGAGCAGCUCGCUGCACAAGGCAGAGGUCGCCGAGAGUCGGGCCCUGAAGGCCGAUGACAUCGAGGUCGAGAUGCCGAACCCGAUCCCCGGGGACGAGGACUCGGCCACGGUCAACGCCUACCAGCUGGGCGUCCCGGAUGUCGCCGAGCGCGUGAAGGCCCUGAUGUUGGGGAAGAUGAUAUCGCAGCCAGCGUACGAUACUCUGCGGACGAAGGACCAGCUCGGAUACAUCGUGUUCGGAGUCAUGAUGCCGCACCUCGACGUCCUCGAGCUCCGGCUGAUCGUGCAGGGCUCGAAGGCCACGCCCGACGACGUGGACGGCAGGAUGGAGGUGCUGCUUGACAGUUUCCAGGGGACCCUGGCCAACAUGUCGCAGGCGGAGUUCUCUCGGUGGAAGUCGUCCUUGAGGUCGACCCUGAGCAGGGAGGACCGCAACAUGGGGCAGGAGGCGGAUCGUUUCUGGGCCCAGAUUUCCUCCGACAGGCACUGCUUCAACCAGCAAGAGCUGGCGCUCGAGUUCCUGGACUCGCUGCACUCCCCAGCUACCCUGCUGUCCGAGUUCGAGCGCUUCCGCGGCAAGAGCAGGCGGAAGAUCAGCGUGCGCCUGCUCGGCGCCAAGCUGGCGGCCUCGCAGGGCGCGCAGCCCCUGACGAACGCCACGCUCCCCGGCGCGGCCUCGCUGCUGCGCCUGCGCGGCGACGGGCUGUCGGCGAAGCAGGUGCGCUCUCGCAUCAACGCGCGCGGCGCCGAGGAAACAGCCCGCGGGGCGCUCCUGGCGCCGCACGCCGCGGCGGCCUCGCGGCGGGCCAAUCCCAGGCGACGUGGUCGUGAUGGCGGUGCUGCGGGCUGCGGCGUGGCCGCGGCCGACGCUGCUCGUGCCGACGGCGGCGGGACGCGCGGGGGCGCCGAGGUGGACGGCGCCGCAUGGGGGGUGGUCGCAGGCCGCGGCGGCAGGGCCGCCCGCUGCCUGCCCCCGCGGGCCGGAGGGUCGCUGCCGCGCACGCUGCAGGGCUGGCCGAGUGGAAGGUCGGCGGCCUCGCUCGCCGUGACCUUCCUGCAGCUGGGCCUCGCUGGGGAGAAGUUCCAGGUCGCUGGAGUCGCCGGGUACCUCGGGACCCGGCGACCGCUCACGGAGCCACGCUGCCCUGUCUUCCUGCGAAGAAGAGGCGUGCGCUGGCUGGCGCGGAUGGCCGCCCGCGCGAGGUCGCAGCAGGCCUCGCUCGCGAUCAGCCGCCUCGGCAGGCAGAGGCGCUGGGAGCUGGCCGUGGCCGCGUUCGAGCUGGCGCCCUCGGGCAUCGCCGCCCACAACGCCGUCAUCAGUGCACUUGAGAAGGGAAGGCAGUGGGCGAGAGCGAUCUCGACGCUGGGCGUACUGCCCCUGAGGAGGCUGGCGCCGGACGCCGUCACGCUGAACUCCGCCAUGAGCGCCUGCACAAGAGGAGAGCAGUGGGCGCUGGCGCUGGCGCUGCGCGCGGAGUUCCCCACGAGGCGCGUGGUACCCAGCCUGACGACCCACAACGCCACCAUCACGGCUUGCGAGCGGGGCCAACGGUGGCAAAGCGCGCUGGAGCAGCUGGGCCACCUGGAGGCCGCCGGGCCCGAGCCCGACCUGGUCACCUACAACAGCACCAUCAGCGCCCUCGAGAGGGGGCGGCAGUGGCAGCGGGCGCUGCUGCUCUACGACGCGCUUCGGAAGAGGCAGCGCGGCCCCAUCGAGCCGGACGUCGUCUCGUGCAACACGGUCAUCAGCGCCUGUGCCAGGGGAGAGGCCUGGGAGCAGGCCCUGGCGCUCCUCGCGGCCAUGCCGCGGUGGGCGCUGCCGCCGGACCCGAUCUCCUUUCCGAGGAUGGCUGCGCAGCCGCUCCGCCCAGCCCCCACGAGGAG
This is a messenger RNA of Prorocentrum cordatum, 4149 nucleotides long. NCBI's taxonomy places the organism in Eukaryota, Dinophyceae, Prorocentrales, Prorocentraceae. The record is from the annotation of a GenBank genome assembly.